Psilocybe cubensis is the source of this 423-nucleotide messenger RNA. RefSeq lists its product as uncharacterized. The coding region runs from base 1 to 423 and encodes 140 amino acids. The record is from RefSeq and is a predicted model, not a curated record. NCBI's taxonomy places the organism in Eukaryota, Fungi, Basidiomycota, Agaricomycetes, Agaricales, Agrocybaceae. The transcript has a single exon.
AUGGCUCCUCAUUCUCUACCGCCGCCUUCAAAGAAGAGAAAAACCCACAAAGAAGAAUAUGGCUCUAGAAUAAAGCAAUUAGAAGAAGAAAUAACGGAAGCAGUAGGCAAGAAUUUGUCUCUGAAUCCACUUGCGGACCUGUUAGCUCUGGCAUACGAUGUGGAAGACCCCCACGAUACCUCGAAAGCAAUAUACGCUCUGUAUAGAGUGUUUGUUGUGAUUAUCUCGAAUAAAAAGCUCGAUGUUGGUGGAGACGAAGCAGCAAAAGUGGUUAAAGCAUGGAUCUGGGAGCGCUUGCAAUCGUACACCGACUUUCUGGGGAGCCUUUUGCAAGACGACGAGAAGUUCUUGCGCGUAAGCAAGCCAAGCUAUGUCAGGGAGAUGAUAAGUUUAACGUUUUUUAGACUUCAGCAUUACAGAUAA